Psylliodes chrysocephalus is the source of this 540-nucleotide messenger RNA. NCBI's taxonomy places the organism in Eukaryota, Metazoa, Arthropoda, Insecta, Coleoptera, Chrysomelidae. The record is from the annotation of a GenBank genome assembly.
CCCCAAUCUUCUGCUAAAUAUCUGUUAUAGUUAUGAAUCUUCAUUUUUUCUAAAUGACAUGUUAAUAUACACAAAUAUUGGUACUGGAGUGAUGAACACCCGCAUAUUAUUCAAGAAGUUCAUACUCAAUUAUUGGUUCUUUAUUUAAUGAAGGAAACUUGCAAGGCGAUCUGUCCCUUAAUAUGCUUGCAGAGAUUAUUGAUCCUCUUAUAAACUCACGAGCUAGGAACAAACUGAUGCAGAAGGCUUCCAUUAUUGGAGCGAAAACUGGAAAAGUUUUGUAUGUUUCUUCUAAAAGUAAGUAUUGUCCUAAUUGUGCUCGAGCUUUAACUAAAAACAUAAAACCUGCAACUCAUAAAUGUUCAAAAAAUUGGGAUGUUUCGUCGACUUCUAUGGAAUCGGAACUAAUUUUAGAAGGAUUCCUUAAUAUUAUAAAAAUGCACAAAUUAAAAUAUGUUAAAAUUAUUGUGCAGUGUUUACCAAAAAAUUUGCUUAGAGAGACUCUACGGAAGAACAAUGGUUCGUAAAGUAGAAUGCAUA